Messenger RNA from Belonocnema kinseyi, 10530 nucleotides. It is a transcript of the gene Megf8, whose product is annotated as multiple epidermal growth factor-like domains protein 8. Lineage: Eukaryota; Metazoa; Arthropoda; Insecta; Hymenoptera; Cynipidae. The record is from RefSeq and is a predicted model, not a curated record. Gene Ontology annotation, molecular function: calcium ion binding; protein binding. The transcript has 24 exons. The coding region runs from base 561 to 9719 and encodes 3052 amino acids.
UCGCCGUAUUUCGUGCACGUAUACACCUCUUAUUUUGACAAUAAAGAGAAACAGUUGAAUGCGCGUGAGAAAAUAAAAUCUAAUAUGAUAGAAUAGUCAAAAGCACAAUAUUUCUUCCCAAAAUAAAAGGUACUGUGUAGUGGUAUAUUUACGUCUGCAUUCAUCUCUUCGAACACCUGUCAAAAGAUGUAACACAUAGACAUCACGUAAACAAUAUAAAAUAAUGCUGUUUAUAUUUUUGAUGAAAGCCUUGAGUGUUCAGUAGUAACCAAUCAGUAUACAACUUGAUUGUCCUCGAUCUCUGUUUUGACGCAGAGAUAUUGUUUGUCUACUGCAUAAUAGUGAAUGUGAAUUUUUGCAUAAAGAGAAAAAUUUGCCUUGCAAAUCACUUUAUUGCAAGGUCAAGCAAAUUGUACAUGUUGAGAUCACGGAUUUUGAAAAAAUGUGCUUUUAUGAUGUCAGCGAUGCCAUGUGCUGUGAAUUUUAUGAUUUGACAAACAAUAGGCACGGACAAUGAGAUUUGAAUCAUUAAUAAGUGUCAGUACAUCGUAUGUACUGAGAUGGAUUUGGCAAAGAUUGCAGCAGUAUGGAUUAUAACGUGGAGUUGCCUGAUGCGGGGCCUAAAUUUCGCUCCUCAGGCACCUCCGAGACAAGUUCCUUGCGACAAAACCAGGAAGAUAUUCACAGAAUCCUGGGGAGUCAUCAGCGAUGGUCCCAUGGGUUCAAAUUACACUCAAGACUCGCACUGUGAAUGGCUGAUCAAAGCCAAUACCAGUCGGCAGUUUAUUACAUUAAGUUUUCGGACGAUGGGAACUGAAUGCAGUUACGACUACGUUUUUGUUUAUGACGGAGAUUCUUUUAGAUCUCCAUUAUUAGGCAGCUUUAGUGGUAAAACAGAACCGCAACAAGUUACAUCGUCAUCAGGUUUUAUGUUAAUUUUACUGUACAGUGACACAAAUUAUGUCCUGGAUGGUUUUCAUGCUGAAUUUUCAGUAACCGAUUGUCCUAACAAUUGCACUGAUCAUGGAAAAUGUAUCAAUAAUACGUGCUUCUGUGAAAAUGACUGGGGCGGUAGAGACUGUUCCAAAACAUUGUGUCCAAAUAAUUGUGGCCGAGGAGGAAGUUGUGAUAUUAAACGAUGCCAGUGUCACGAGGGAUAUUCGGGACAGUCAUGUUCCUUGCAUAAAACACAUCCAGAAGGAAAUAGGUGGCAUUGGCUUUCACAUUCAGAGGGCGGUAUGACUCCGCGAGCAGCUCAUACAUCAGUUUACAUCAAUGAGACUGAUUCUUUAUACGUUUUCGGUGGUUAUGAUCUUAAUUUCAUACUUAGCAAUAUGGAAGUAUAUCGCUUUAAUACGAGCAAGUGGGAGAAUGAACUUGGUUCCAUUUUAGAAGGUGCAUCUGCAGCUGAGUACUUGGACCCCAUGCUGCUCGCCAGCGAAUUGGGAGCUGGUGAACAAUACGGCCUUCCGAAGACAUCAAUUAUUUGGAAGGUCUUAAACAAUAUUAAAGCUAAUAGUACGUUAAGGACUUCCAUCGAGGGUCACCGGUGGCGAGAUCACAAAGGCAAUCAAGAUGUUAGAGGGAAAAAUGUCAACAUUCGUCCAGAUAGUAGAGAGGCAGAUGUGAUUCAGAGCGCAAGAAGAACAGAAAGCAACAUUUUGUCGAAGAUAAAACACUCGCGAAGAGUUAGAUCACAUUAUUCACAAUUAUCGUUAAAAAGUUAUCGUCAAACAUUGGAUCCUAAUACUCGAUUUAAGAGGUCUGACAAUAUUACACUGGAGAAGAUCACAGAGGGUUCCUUUGAACAAAAUAUGUUUUAUGAAGAAAUGUUUGACCCUCAGACGACCACCGAAUCAAAUUUCGUGGAUGAUUCGACCGAGCCAAAUUUUCAAGAAAUUCCAAAGCCAAAUCCAAGAUACGGGCAUGCAGCAUGUAAAUAUCAAGGAGGAUUUGUCAUAUAUGGCGGUAAAGUUGAAGAUGGUUUUCUGUCAAACGAACUUUGGCAUUACGAUGUGAGAAAAAAUCUUUGGACCUUACGAGCCAAAAAUUCACCGUUCUAUCCUCCAAGAUUGACGAGACAUACGCUCACUUUAGCCAGUGAUUACAUAUAUCUUUUUGGAGGAAGCACAGUCGAUGGAGAAUUUUCAUCGAGCCUCUAUGCAAUCAAAUUGAAUCUGUCUGACAUAACAGCUAGCACUGAAAGAUGGCAAGAAGUAAGACCUCGUGGAGGGAAGGAAUUAGAUGUGCGAGUUGUGGCGCAUUGCACUGUUUAUCAUCAUGGAACCAAUUCUUUGUUGAUUUAUGGAGGCGUGGUAGCAAGUGUCGCUCGCUUUAGUAAAUUAUCAGACAGAAUGUUUGCGUUUCAACUUGAUAGAAAAGUUUGGUCUGAGAUUCAUUAUCCACGGGCACAUUUACGUGAUACUUAUGUACCCAGGGAACGAGCUUUCCAUACAUGCAAUAUUAUAGGUAAUUACUUGGUGGUUUUUGGCGGAUACUCCCAUCGUCACAAUAAAGAAGAAAUUUGCUAUGAUAAUCAGAUGUACCUCUAUCACUUGGGUUGUCAUGCUUGGGUUAGUCAUGAUGUACUAGGCAUAAAUGACGCAGGUGAGAAUAAUGAAGAAUCUCGGUAUCCAAAGCAACAAGGCGUCUUUGCCCAUGCCGCUGACGUUCGAAAUGGAAAUACAUUAUUGUUGGUUGGUGGCUACCAUGGAAAUGUUAAUGCAGACCUUCUCGCUUAUACGUUGCCGCCGAUGCUUGCACCAGGAGAUCAUGAUUUUAUAGAACCAGAGCAAAUUUGCUUACGACACAAAAGUCUAGUCGAAUGCGCAGCUAAUCCGGAGUGCGGGUGGUGUUCCGCUGAUGAGAUUUGUUAUGGAAGAACAGUCGGUAGUAAUUGUACGACAAACUUACAAACAACACGAUGUCCAGGAGUUUGCCCGGCAUUGGGUGAUUGUCAUUCGUGCUUGAUUCAUGGACAACCUGGCGGAGGAUGGGGCACCAAUGCUCGCGGUAAAAGUUCUGUCUCAAAUAAACUGAAUUUAGGUACAUGUACAUGGUGCGUUCAAAAUGCUCGAUGUCAUCACAAAGAUGACAAUUAUGGUGUGUGUGGCCUUCGAGAUGACACACCGUCUCAAAUACCUGGCUGGUGGGGACCAAAAGGCACAGAAAUCGCAAAGGUUGAAGAGUGUCGUGAAAUGGAUAAAAGACCUGGACUGACAUUUCUCACCUAUAAGCCGCCAGUCAACUUUACUCAACCGGACUCAGUGACCAUUGUUAAUGCUACUACCGUGGAUUUUAAUGUUCCUUCAAUGCAGGGUGCAAAAACUGAGUCUGCUCUAGGGGGGGAAAUGAUUGCCAGAUUGGUCGGUUUUUUGAGACCACCACAAUACUUUUGGGAGAGUGCAGUGGAGCAUUUGAAAAUAUGCGUCAGCUACAACAGUGCAACUCUUCAUGUUUCCAGGAAUGAUGACCCGAAGCAAUUGCAAUUAGUCGCUAAUUUGACUGCAGAAACAUCUCAGUGUAUUCCAACCAGAUGGCCUGAGGGACAAGACAUGAUGUUACUACCAGGACGCUACCUUCUAGAUUUUGAGUCGAAAAGAAUGGUAACAGCAAGUUACGCAUACGCCAGUAAAAUGGAAAUAACGCACAACAGAAAAACAGAAAAUCCAAAAGUGUUUACCUUCGAGUACUUGGAACCUUAUCAGAACGGAACUUGCAGUCAAUAUGAGAACUGUCUACACUGUUUGACCGAUUCUUCUUGUGGUUGGUGUGACAUCAGUGGUAAAUGCGUAUCUCGCUCAAUCAACGAGACGGAGAGUUGUACAUCCGACGUUGAGUUGGAUGAGAACGAUACACCAGUACAUGAUUGGCACUAUUUGACGAUAACACCAUCUACGUGUGCAAAUUGUUCCAACUACAUUUCCUGUGAGUCGUGCAUUGGAAGUCGCUUGUGUGAGUGGUGGACGGAGGAAGCCAGAUGCGCGAGAAUAGGAAGAUUACCUGAUGCAGUAGUCAGUUUAGAUCAGUGUCCCAUUCCCUGUAGACAGCGAUCAAAUUGUACACAGUGUUUGGAUGAACGUGGAAGAUGCGUGUGGUGCGAGGCAACACAAGAGUGUUUUUCAUUUUCCGUAUAUACAUCUGAGUAUCAAUUUGGUCUUUGCAGAGAGUGGACAGAUCAAGCAGGCCUCAUGGGUGUCACUUCACGGACGGGAUCGUCUUUAACUGGCAACGAUCAGUGUAAAAGUUGUAGUAGACACACCAAUUGUUCGAGUUGUUUGCACUCGUUAAGUUGCGGUUGGUGUUAUAGCUUAGAAAAUCCUAUUCUCGGUGCAUGUGUUCAAGGUGAUUUUAAUCAGGCACAUGUCAACUGUAGUUUGGUGAUUAAUGAGCAGAGUAAAAAUGGCACUUUGGAAGCUGACGAAUCAGGAUGGGCUUAUGCUCAAUGUCCAGAUGUCGAUGAGUGUGAUCUGGGGUUGCACGACUGUCAUUCAAACGCAAUAUGCACAAACACACAUGGUAGCUUCAGCUGUCAAUGUAAAAGAGGAUUUAACGGCGAUGGACGAGAAAAUUGUACCAAGACCUGCUAUGAGAAGUGUGUCAAUGGCUACUGCAGCGAAGCCCCAGAUUACAAAUGUGAAUGUAAUCUAGGCUGGACAGGACCUGAUUGCCGAACCAACUGCGGCUGUUACAAUCAUUCGACUUGUAUUCAAGGACCCGGCAUUUGUGAUGAUUGUCAAAAUUGGACAGAAGGCAGAUACUGCCAAGACUGCAAGGCUGGAAGUUACGGGAAUGCGACAACAAGAUUGGGUUGCAACAAAUGCGACUGCAAUGAGCAUGGCGAUGUUGAAUCGGGUACCUGCGACAGACAGACUGGAAUGUGUUUCUGUCGUGACAAUACUGAGGGUGAUAAGUGUGAGCGUUGUAUCCGUGGUUACUACGGAGAUCCGAAGAACGGGGGAAUGUGUUUUUACGGUUGCAUGUCUCGGGGUAUGCUCGAGGGUGAAGGAAAUGGAAAGCAGGGACUAGGAAGUCGUCACUCUCAAUUGUCGCUGUGGGAGACCCGUCUCGGUGGCUCACCAACGAGGGAAUGUCUGUGGAUCGUGAGUCCAAAAACAGGUUUAUCGCCGGAUACAAUGACACCGAGCGUUGAUAGUGUCAUUCAGUUCACGAUACAUGACGAUAUCAACGUCAGUUGCCAGGAAAACAGCGUUUACGUUUACGAUGGACUUCCCGAUUUUGUUUCGUCCACUACAAGCCAUCAGAGUCAACUGCUGGGUGUCUACUGUACAGAGAGUACGGAUUAUCCAGUGACUGUUGAGGCUAAGUCGGGUUUUUUGACGGUACACUACAAACAGCUUGAUGAGGUGGAAGGCUUUAAUGCGAGUUAUGUUGUAAUGACAUGUAACAACUGUCCCAAAAAUCGAGAGUGUAGAAGUGGCAACUGUUUGUGCAAACCCGGAUUCGUCGGUAUUAAUUGUGACGUGGAAUUGUGCCCGAAGAAUUGCUCAUCUUUGAAAAAACAGGGAAUUUGCGAUAAAGGUUAUGGGCACUGCGUUUGUGCCGUUGGUUACGGUGGACGAGACUGCUCGAUUAAAGUUAAGGAACACCAACUUGUUUUUACCGAAUUAUUCAAUUCUGAGUACUUGGCCGAGCACUUAGAUCACCUGCGAAAAACGUUACCGAGAUUUGGUCAUAGUCUGGUUGCAGACCGUAGAGGAAGUUUGUGGAUGUUUGGAGGAUACUCUCUGAGUCAUGGCCCAUUGAACGACAUCAGACUGUUUGACACUAAGAAUAGUACCUGGAUGCCGGUGACUGUAGAAUCUACUUCCGAAGCUUCUAUGCCUCAGGGCAGGUAUUUUCACGCUGCUGAGAUAGUACACAGUCGACAGCAAAUCUAUGUGUAUGGUGGACUGUCUAUGAAGGAGAACGGUGUUCAAGGCUUAUCCAAUAAUACUUUAAACGACUUUUGGAAAUUCAGUUUGCAGAAUCAACGAUGGAGUCAAAUUACAUGGUGGAGUCAAAAACCACCUGCUCUUGCCGGUCACACGUUAACCCUGCGGAGAGAGGGCGAGUCAGAAAGUUUAAUUCUUAUUGGAGGAUUCAGUCCAAAGCAUGGUUAUCUAGAGACAGUGUGGGAAUUUAAUCUGGAGACUGAUACGUGGGAUACAAUAAAGACAGUUGGAAACAGUCCAUUAGGCGUAUAUGGACAUUCAACCGUUUAUCACAGCAAGUCUGAUAGUUUUUAUGUAUUCGGUGGCUAUACAUAUGCCAUUAACAGGACAUUUAUAUCCAACAAAUUGUACGCUUUCAAUUAUAAAACGCGAAAAUGGUCUGUACUUCCACCAUUCGAUGACGAACACAUCCAUGGAAAUAAUUUGCCGCAAGCUCGAUUUCUGCACUCAGCAGUAACAACGGACGAAUAUAUGGUAAUAUUUGGAGGUCGUCAGAAUCCAUAUAAUACCUCUGAUGCUUUAAUAGCAUACAAGUAUUCCUGCAAUCUGUGGAUUCGUCUUAUAACAAAAGACAUGGAAGUCAUUGGAAUUCCCCCACCGCCAGCUUAUGCUCACGCCAUGACGCAUGCCGAUCCAGAAACAAACACUGUUUAUGUUGUUGGCGGAUUUGACGGUGGAAUCAAAAGUCACGUAACGCAAAUUAAUAUUCCCGAAGACCUAUGUAGUUUGUGGAUCGACAAGGUUUCAUGCAGAAAAUACUUUGGCUGUUCAUUUUGUUCAGUAACUACUAUAACAGGAUUGAAUGCAUCUUACUGUUUCUCUAACGAGGAAUUCUUGCAUAGAGAUGACAAGUGUGACAUUAAUGUAAGUCAGGCACAGCGAUCAAAUGGUGUUUUUUGCAAUUCGGAAUGGAUGGCUAAUCGAAAGUGUCAAAAUUUUAAAACUUGCAUAGAAUGUUUGGCAGAGUGGCCUUACUACAAAGACGACCAAUCAGCGUGUAAAUGGUGUCCUCACUGUCCUCAUGUGAAGUGCAUUCCUCGAGAAAAAGACUGUGAUGAGCCAAAUAACUGUAACUUGCGAUACAGUACGGUAACUGAUGUCGAUCAGUGUGGUGAAAGACAAUGUCCAGCUAGUGAUUGCGAAAAGUGCAACAGCCUUGGAGGCUGUAUUUGGACCAGACAAGUGUUAAAGACUUCUGAGGGAGGUAUCCAGGUAACAGGACAGCCAGUAUAUGAUUGGAAUUGUGUGUCCGAAGAUAUAUUUCGUCAAGCUAGUUUUGGUAAAGAAGUUGUUGGUUUUGGUAAAAAGAAGAUGAUGCAGUGCGAAAGUAGGUGUGGAGAUCAUAAAGACUGCACAAGUUGUUUAAAGGGUACAGGUGCCGAAGGUGGAUGGAGCGAGUGCAGAUGGUCGACUCAAUUGAACGAGUGCAUCUCUCCGUCUUAUCAACCACUUUAUUGUGCUGGCGGUGUGUGCGGAUUGGUUUUGCGAAGUACAGAUGUGGAGCACUGCCCUGAACCCUGCGCCGUUUUUAAACAAUGUAGCACUUGUUUAAAACAUUCGCACUGCGGUUGGUGUUCUUUAGAUUCAUCUAAUAUAACAGGACAGGGUUUAUGUAUAGAAGGAUCUCUCGAAGCACCCACAGAACAUCCGGCAGGAGGUACUUGUGAAAUGCUCUAUAAUCAGCAGUUUCCUCAGGCUGAUCGACAUCAAUCAAACAUUGUGACCACGUUGUCUACGCAGCAAAGAGAUUUACAGGUCGUCGAGGACGAUGUUACAAUGCUCUUGACGAAAACCACAAAUCAGACAAGCUUCUCUUGGCACUAUGUGAGAUGUCCUCCUGAAAAUGAAUGCAUGAAUGGUCACCAUACGUGUUCUCCAAAAAGUGAAAAAUGCUUCGACCUAGACGAAGGUUUCGAGUGCAUGUGUGGCGAUGGUUAUAAAACUGAAACCACAUGGUCCUUUAGCGAACUAGGAAGAAAAAUUUGCGUUCCAAUGUGUACGCAGGGUUGCGUUCGAGGAACGUGCGUUGAACCCGACGAGUGUCGUUGCGAUUUUGGAUAUGUUGGAGCAAAUUGUUCCAUUCAGUGUCAGUGCAAUGGACAUAGUAACUGUGCUGGUCCAGAUAAAUUAGAUAAUUGUUUGGAAUGUCACAACAAUACGAUGGGACCACAAUGUGAAAAGUGCAAACCCCUAUUUGUGGGUAAUCCAGCUGACAAUGGUCAGUGUGUGCCAUGUUUGGAAUACUGCAACGGUCAUACUCACAUUUGUAUCAACGAUAGUAUGACUGUGUCUGAUCCAAAUUCAAUUGAAAAGAUGUCGAUGGAUUUAUUGAAGAAACAAUUGGUCGAAGGACCUGUAACCAAGGCCAAAUGUGUUAACUGUGGAAAUAAUACAAAGGGAGAUAAAUGCGGUGAAUGCGUUUCAGGAUUCUUUAGAGGAACUGAAGAUCUCAGAGACGUUUGCAAACCUUGUCAAUGCCAUGGUCAUGGAUUUAUGUGCGAUCCAGUUACUGGCGAGAAAUGUAACUGUGGAAAUAAUACAGAAAGUGAGCCUUCGUGUAUGAGUGGUCCUACUAAGGGAACAAGUUCCGGAGGUACCCCGUGCUGGAUGGUUCAAUGCAGCAAAUGCCGAGAGAAUUACGCGGGCACACCAACCUCGGGACAUCAGUGUUACAAAACUGUCACCGUUGAUAAUAAAAUGUGCUUCGAUUCAAAAUUAAUAGACGAAUGUAAGUUGAAACCAAAGCCUCUAAAUCCGGGGCAAACGGUGUUCUACAUGGUGCAACCUCGUUUCAUGAAUGUCGACAUACGAGUAAUGGUUGACGUGACGCAAGGCGCCUUAGACUUGUAUCUUAGUCCACGUGAUGACUCGUUUGUAGUUACCUUAAAUUCUUCCACUGGAUACCAAGAGGUUAAGCUCGAUAAUAGAUUCAAAUGGAACAGAGAUUACCACGAUGGUUGGUCGGAAGAUUACUCGCACAAUAGAAUUAGAACUGUUGAUUUUCAUCUACAUCCAUCGUUCCACAUGAUACAAAAUGGAUCGACCGUCGAACCAGACUGGAAUACUGCACCUCAGUAUACGGUGAUGGAACGUUACGCGGAAGGUUUAGCUACCUAUGUUACAAUAGAAAAACGAAAUACAUUACUCGUGGUUAGAAAUCUCACCAACAGACUCGUAUUGACUUUGCCACAGGACAAGCAUGAAUUAGGGCAAACAAAGUUUCAUAUUGCUUUACGAGCCAUCGAUAUCCCCAGCCUUGAAAUCAACGGUAAAGCAGCUUACGGAAUGAUAUUUUUUCGACAAGAUCAACUGCACAUCGAUCUCUUUGUCUUCUUUUCUGUAUUUUUCUCCUGCUUCUUUUUAUUUCUGGCUGCAUGCGUAGUCGCUUGGAAGACUAAACAAGCGGCCGAUGUGCGAAGAGCUCGACGGAGACAUGUAGUGGAGAUGUUACACAUGGCCAAAAGGCCAUUCGCUUCGGCCACGAUUCUUUAUGAUCGCGACGGAAGGAAUUGCAGUCCAAGUUCACCACAGCGGAAAGGUAGGCGAAAUAAAGUCGUCAAUUUCCACAGUGAUGUUAGACCAGUGGCGGUAGAACCAACCGACGAUGGGGUCGCUGCUGUGGCCACAGUAUUUAUAAGACUACCAGGUGGCGGACAAGCUCCCGUAAAAUUGGCUCUUGGUAGUUCUUUGAUACUACUGACUAGAGUCUAUCCCGUAAAUAGUCGUGUCUUCUUAAGACGCAGAAACAGUCAUGCGGUCAAUUAGCUGCAUGUUGUCUACAAUUUGUAAAUAAUUAUGUUAAGAUCGAUGCGCUUUCCGAACAAUUUUUGAGCUUUAUUCAAGGUAAAGACACCAGUCAGUAACAUGCGGCCGGUGAGACACCCUGUUUGGAUUUGUUUAUUGACCAAUUUAAUUGAAAUUAAAACGUAAAUGAAGGCUUUGUAAAAAGAAGCAUAGCCGGUGGUGCCAUCUAAAUGCGCGCCUCUCGCGUAGAUAGAGUUACAAGUAGGGAGAGUGCUCAGGAAUACAACCGAGUCGGUGCAUCGUCGUCUGUCAAAACAAAUAUCGUUCAAAAUAAGGAAGUGGAAUAUCAGUCAGCAAAUUUGUGUUAUGAUGAGUGGUGCCUGGAGGGCAAAGGUUUGUAUAGUGAUACAUUAUAAGCAAUGAUAUAAACCAGUCAGAGAAGUCGUAAUAAAAGAAAACAGUGACAAGAUCAAUGAAAAUACAUUUUAAGUAGAAUCAGUCGUGUUUAGAGUGGAAAAAACCUUUAUUUCUGUUCAUUUUAAUGGGUUUUUUCUACUUUCCUUCGACUUUGAUGAUCAUUCUUAUCGCAAAAAUUGAUUAAAAGUGUGUUGAGUCGCGCGAACCUUUAUUUGAUACGAUAUGGACUCUCCAAUUCUUUAGAAAAGGCAUUUUUUUUAAUGAUCUAGAAGCAAAUCAUCUGCUAGAAAUUAAGCAGAAGACUUUCCAUUUUAAGAGUGGUCGCUGGAUCGGGAAACCGGGAAUUUUUUAAGACCGGGAAAAACAGGGAAAUGACAGUUAAUUUUUGUUUUGCCAGGAAUUUUACAAAUUUGUA